CGAACCAUCGUUGAAAUUACUAAUUUCACCACCCAUAAGAAUCAAAUUCUCCUCUCUCUCCUCCCAUAAUCUCUCUCUUUUUUCUCUCUCCAAUUCCUAAAUCCUCUCUUCCCCCAAAUCAACCACCAGCGAUGGCCACCUCAGCGCCACCAAUCCUCCCAAUCUCCACCCCACAAUCGAAACCCGCCACCAUCCCUACCACUUCCACAACCGCCAUUCAAUCAUCCGAUCCACCCAUUGCAACCCCCGCUUUCCGAUCCUUCAUCACUCGCAUCACCGACCAGGUCAAAGACGGUUACUCUCAAGGUCGUCCAUGGACAGAACUCGUCGACCGAUCUGCCUUCUCGAAACCUGAAUCCAUCGCAGAAGCCACCACCCGCCUCCGCAAGAACUACUCUUACUUCCGCGUUAAUUACCUCGCAUUCCUCGCACUCGUCGUCGGGUUCUCCCUCGUUACCCACCCUUUCUCUCUCCUCGCCCUCGGCAUCCUCCUUGCCGCAUGGUCCUUCUGUUUCCUCUUCAAACCCGCAGAUCGGCCCCUCGUCAUCCUCGGUCGCACCUACUCCGACCGUGAAACCCUCGGAAUCCUUGUUAUCUUCAGUGUGGUCAUGAUAUUGAUCUCCAACGUUACAUCUGUUUUGAUGUAUGCUUUUGUUCUUGGUGCGGCGAUUGUUUCUGUUCACGGUGCUUUUAGGGCCCCUGAGGAUCUCUUCCUUGAUGAUCAAGAGUCCGCCUCUGAAUCCACCGGUUUUCUCUCCUUCCUCGGUGCUACCACCAGGAACGCCGCCUUUGCCGCUGCUCCAGCCGUUGCCGCAGCCCGUGUUUGAACGGGGUAAUUUCUUGAUCGUCUUUGAAACAAAGAGAACUUAAUUCAUGUUUGUUUAGUAGUGGGAAAAACAAGAUUUGGAUUUAUUUUUAGUUAUGUUUCUGGAUCUAGAUAGAGCGAAUGUUCUUUAAUUUGUAUCAAUUUCUAAUUACGGAUCUACAGUACAUAUCAAAUUUUUUUUGUUGAAUGUUAAUAAUUACUGGUUAAGUGA
Spinacia oleracea (spinach) is the source of this 1037-nucleotide messenger RNA. RefSeq names its product PRA1 family protein B4. Gene Ontology annotation, biological process: vesicle-mediated transport. Gene Ontology annotation, cellular component: Golgi apparatus; endoplasmic reticulum. The transcript has a single exon. The record is from RefSeq and is a predicted model, not a curated record. Lineage: Eukaryota; Viridiplantae; Streptophyta; Magnoliopsida; Caryophyllales; Amaranthaceae. Bases 132 to 827 code for a protein of 231 amino acids.